AUGAUGGAGCGCAUGGUAGCUACCCGACUAUCCUGGUGGGUGGAAGAGAAGCGUUUGCUGAGGGAGGAGCAGUGCGGCUUCCGUCCCCACCGAAGCACCCUUGACAUCCUGGCACAGAUAGAACACCACAUCUGUGACACCUACCGCCAGCGCCAGGUCAUGUCAGCCCUCUUUGUAGAUCUAGAGGGGGUCUUUGACACUGCACCACACGAAGGAAUCAAUUACAAGCUGGCUGGUAUGGGGGUCACCGGCACCACCCUCACCUGGGUCAAAGACUACCUCUCCAGCCGCUCAUUUCAGCAGGGCAGCGACACAGGCAGUCUCAACAACAUCUUCAGGAGGCUGCAGCAGCACUUGAGGGCUGGAUGA
Messenger RNA from Eriocheir sinensis (Chinese mitten crab), 369 nucleotides. RefSeq lists its product as uncharacterized. The record is from RefSeq and is a predicted model, not a curated record. Lineage: Eukaryota; Metazoa; Arthropoda; Malacostraca; Decapoda; Varunidae. The transcript has 2 exons. The coding region runs from base 1 to 369 and encodes 122 amino acids.